Octopus sinensis (East Asian common octopus) is the source of this 2432-nucleotide messenger RNA. RefSeq names its product vascular endothelial zinc finger 1-like. The transcript is spliced from 2 exons. Gene Ontology annotation, molecular function: DNA-binding transcription factor activity, RNA polymerase II-specific; RNA polymerase II cis-regulatory region sequence-specific DNA binding. Lineage: Eukaryota; Metazoa; Mollusca; Cephalopoda; Octopoda; Octopodidae. Bases 522 to 2381 code for a protein of 619 amino acids. Gene Ontology annotation, biological process: regulation of transcription by RNA polymerase II. Gene Ontology annotation, cellular component: nucleus. The record is from RefSeq and is a predicted model, not a curated record.
CCAACAGAAUUCCUUGAUCAGAUUUGAGGAGGAAGGGGGUAGGAACUUUUGAAUGCAGACAUAUUUACACCGCUUUCACCGACUUCUUUGUUAUUGCUAUUUAUUAAUUGUGGCAUUUACUGGAAAAUUUGAUUAUUUGUAAUUCAAUAAAAGUGCAAAAUGGUAAUUACUAUCCCAGAGACCGGAGGAGGAGAAGGAGAAGACUUCUGCUAACAUUGAUUCUGGUGAUAGUUCUGUUGUUUAAAACUGCCUGCCCAUCACCAUUAAACAACACUUACCUGUUUUACUAACUUUUUUAAAGCAAAAGUCAUGUACAAAACAUUUUUAAAUAUGAUUCCUCCCACCCACUGAGAGAUUUCUCUGUCUAAUUAGGGAAUCAUUUGUAAAAUAACACUUAUAACUUUUCCGAUUCCAUUCAAUAAGAGAUAUUUUCUCCCAACACUCUCACUCUCUCACCUCCCUCUCUUGUUCAUCAAAUUUUGCUUCAUCCUUUUGGAUGAAGCCCAAACCUGUUGUUCUGGAUGAAGAUGAAGAAGAUUCCUCGCUGUGAUAUCUGUGGAAAGUCAUUCAGCCGUCGUGACAACUUGGAGAGGCACAAGGCCGCACACCUGUCCAGACCCGUUUACUACUGCGAUGUCUGCCAAAAAGGAUUCUCACGCAAGUCUUAUUUGAAGGUGCAUGGCCGGUCACACACUGGUGAGAAGCCAUAUGUCUGUGGGAUUUGCAGCUGUGCAUUUGCACGGGAUGACCACUUGAUGCGGCAUCGUCGUAAGCAGCAUACCGACAAAAUAUUCAGCCACAUUAUUUCUUCUGUUGCCAAUGUCAUGCCAGUCUCUACAAGCAAUGAUGCAAACAAUGUCACCACCACCACUGCUAUCACCACUACCACCACUACCACUGCCAACAACAACAACAUUAGUAGUAGUAGUAGUAGUAGUAGUAGUAGUAGUACCAGCAACAAUAUUUCGAGUCAGGUUUCAGAAGUCCUUGAUGAACAACAGAAACAGCAACAAAAAACCUGUCAAAGCUCCAUACAACCACCACCAAGUGAACGUUGCAUUAUUUCUAAUGCAUUUCCUGUGUUGUCAGGUGAAAAUCAGGUAAAUUACAUCUGUGCAAUAAAAGAAGAUGAAGAUGCAAAAAAAUUAACAACAUCUGAUCUGUUGCAGAUUCAACAAGAACUGCAACAGCAUCAACAACAACAACAACAACAACUACUUUUUCAACAGCAAUUGCAGCAACAGUCUGAACUGCAACAAUAUCAACCCCAUCUUGUAUUAAAACAGGACAUUGAUGAUGAAGAAGCUGUUGCUGCUGCUGCUACUGUUGUACCAACUGCAUCAGCUGUUGUACCACACGCUGCAGCAGCUGUAGUGCCGUCUAGUUUGGAGACGUCAACAGAUGUAGACAACAGUGUGCAAGCUUUUACUACAGAUGGCACCAAUGUAAUGAACAUUGUAAAAAUACUUCCUGCAGUUGUUGCAACAUCUUGCAGUGGCUGCUACCUUGAUACCAGUGCAAUAGACAGUUCAGGCAUUUGCUGGAAACAAGAAGACAACUGUCCUGGAAUCAUCACCACUUAUGCCCUACCAAUCAGCAGCACAAAGCCACCUCAGAAAAGUGUCAACUGCAAUGCAGUUCCAUUUCACUGCUCUGUUUGCAGCAAAACCUUUUCCCGGCGUGACAAUCUUGAACGACACAAACUGUGUCACCAAGAAGGUGCCAGUAAACAGUACAGUUGUGAAAUAUGUGAUAAGGCAUUCUCUCGGAAGUCUUACCUGAAAGUUCAUGCCCGUAUCCACUCCGGUGAACGACCUUACCAGUGCGAUCUGUGUGGGUUUGCCUUUUCUCGUUAUGACCACCUUCUUAAACACAAAACACCUACAAAGGGACGAAGGAAGCUGAGCUGUGUGCCACGUGCUGAUGUUAUAGCAGAAGUUGUGAACAAUACAACAGAAGAUGCUCCAGCAACAGGGGCUACUGUCACUGAGGUGCAUUUUCAAAACGAUCUACCGCAAAUACAACUGGCACAACAAGUGCACCAUCAUCAACAACAACAGACAACACAAUCCAACAUAAUUCAAGAUGCAAGCACUGCUUCAGGACUAACAGCCAUUGAUUCACAAGCACAGCUAACAGAAGGCCAAGCAACAGUAUUUCACACCAAUGCAGGCACUGCUACUGCUGUGAUCCCACAGCAGGCAACACUCGGUGCACAUACAGUCACACUUGCUAACACACCCAUCACACAGAUUUUUCAUACAAUCCAAAUGUCUUCAACUGCUCAACUUUUCCCCACUUUACAAAUGGCUCCAGCCACACAUUUAUUUACAAACAACCCUCAGUUAGCAAACACAACACGAAUAUUCACAAACAAAUAAUUAAUUUAAUUCAAUAAUAAAAUCAAAAUUUUUUUUUUAAAUGAAUGACAA